GCUUCUAAAAAAGAGAUCUAUAGCUCAGUGGGGCUCACCUGGUAAAAUAAAAAAAGUUUUUUUUCAUAUUUUACAGAGAGUUAGGGGGAAGGGGUGUGUGGCACUCGUAGUCUGUUACCAGCAAUGGGUCUCUAUCGUAGCGCACUCCCGGUGUCUGCCCAGUGGUUGGUGGUGAAUCUGUCAGGUUGCAUUGCAUUCUUAGUGAAAGGGGUGCAGCAGCCAUUGUUAGAGUUUAAAUCACUGAUAGUGCUACUGAGACUACAUACAACUGUCCUGGAAGUGUGUCAGAAUCGGUGAUCGAUGGCACAGAUUUGACCCCCAAGGGGUUGGCGUCGUCGCGUCUCGCAGGAGCCGUACCCACGUGACGAUGGAGACGGGGCUCAAGUGCUGCUUCCUGAGCCUCAAGGUGCAGGACACCAACCUGGACCUGCAGAAGGAACAUGAUCGGAGUGAGCGCCAGCUGAUCAGACGACGUGCUGGUGUCGCGCAAGGCCUACCUGGCGGGCGACGGGUUCAUGUCGCUGGCCGUCAAGGAGCCCUUCCCCGUGCUGAGACGAGGCUCACGUUCCGCACCAUGCAGCCAAGCGGCCUGCUCUUCUACUACUCCCUGCAAGUACCGGCCCGGCCUGAAGCCGGCCACACCACCCACCCCAGUAUCAACGGUCGGUGACUCCUGUCACGUGUGACGCGCGGUGGCGGUGGUUGUGGUGGUAGUGGUGCGGUGGGGAGAGACUCACGGGGCAGCCCUCCAACGUGCAGCUCCUGCUGUGUGUGUGUGUGUGUGAGCAGCCCGGGCACCGGGCCCUUGACGCGGCUCACAUCCCCCAUCCAUGUCUAAGUGAAGCACGUUGCCCUUCUUGAUCACUGCAAACAAUAAUAAAAACAAAGACAAAAGGUCCCCCAUACAGCCUUUAACACUCUUACCCAGGCUAAUCGAGAGGUGACUGCGGGGAGUGGUACAUCGUGGGGAGUGGUGGUGCAACGGUUAGCGCAAUGCGCUACGAAUCCGGCAACCUGAGUUCGAUUGCCACUCACGGCCAACAGCAGUGACGAUUAUCUGAUUUGGUCCUGGGCCUCUCCUAGGUUGACUUGGCCAAAAAUGAGUAUUUUUUGCAGUGUGUAAACAUCGCCACUAGGAAGACAAAGGUGGUCGGGCAUGGUGUUGGUAACUCACCCUCUUGUGUGCCGUGCUGACCUUCACAGGUGCUCGCGAACAGCACUCAUCCCAACAGUCUGUGUGUGUGGGCAGGGUGAGAUUCUGUCCGUCGCCCUCAAGAGGGGGCGGUGGUCCUGAAGACAAAGAGGACACCCUGCGGACCAUGAGCGACGGAUACAACGAAGGCUCCAACCAUUUACCUCUUCGCUCUGUGCAACUCCUCCAGAUGCCGCCUCGGUCUCCCCUGUCUUGGCCAUAGGAACGUGGAAUUUCCGUAUUGCCACCGCAGGCUCUGGUUUGUUAGAAGAGACGAGCUCGAUGCGUGUGCACCCCCCCUAGCGCGUGCGUGCAUGUGUUCGUGUCACUUUGUCGUUCUUUCUUGCGCGUGUGCGUCUUUGCCUGCGUGUGUGUGCAUCUGUGUCUCUCUGUGUGUGUCUGUACCUACGCGUAUGCACAUGUGCUUCUGUGUCUCUGCGUGUGUCUGUGUCUUUGCGUAUGCGCAUGUGCGUCUGUGUCUCUGCGUGUGUCUGCCUGCACGUAUGCUCAUAUGCGUCUGUGUCUCUGCGUCUGUCUGCCUGCACGUAUGUGCAUGUGCGUCUGUCUCUGCGUGUGUCUGUGUCUACGCGUAUGUGCAUGUGCAUCUGUGUCUCUGCGUGUGUCUGUGCCUACACGUAUGCGCAUGUGCGUCUGUGUCUCUGCGUGUGUCUGUGUCUACGCGUAUGUGCAUGUGCAUCUGUGUCUCUGCAGCGCCGCGGGGACACGUGGCUAUCACACUCGCGCGUCGUACAAAGUCAUCGUCACCAUCAUCCUCAACAUCAUCGUCGAUAGCAUUGUCAUUGUCGUCGUCAAUAUUGUCAUCUUCAACACUUAGUCAUCAGACAUGGGUCCUGGCUAUAAAAGUCUGGAAUAUCCACGACUGUCUUGGAUCCAUCCACAGAAAUGAUCCACCUCCUCCAUUGUUCACACUUGGGCCAGACUUAUGCUGGUAAUUUAGUACGGUAAUACAAUAAACAGAGACAGGUGACUGUGUGACCGGUGGUGACCAUGGCUGGUUGUGGUGGUGACUGGUGGUGACCGAUGGUGACCGUGUGGCCAGGGUUCAUCAGCGCGGCACCUGAGGCCCGUGCAGGAUGGUGUGCCGGCGUGGCCCGGCGAGGGUGGCUGUGCGGGGCCGUGGGGGGGACACGCAGGGGGCGUGCGGGGGCAGGGGGGCAACAGUGCCGGUGCCGGAGCCACGCACGACCGCCUCUUGUGGGGGAAACGCAUGCGCAGCGCGAUCCACCGCAGCUGACGAAGUGUGGAAAUGCACCUCGCUGGAGCUGAAGACCGACGCCAACGGGUUGCUCGCGUACGCGUCCACCGGCGGGGACGACGACAGGCGGCACCUGGACAUGCACCUGGAGGCGCAGCCCUUGUCCCAGCAGCUGCUGAUGGUGGAGGUGGUGGUGGGCCCCAAGGCUCACGGGGAGCUGAACGUGGACGGCUCGGCGGCGAAGGCCGCCCCGACACGCCGCAGGGGCCCGGAGUUCGGCCUGCGCUCCCCGCUCUACCUGGGUGGCGUCGCGAGCGGCACGGGCCGGCGACACCUGCAGCGCGCUACGUGGCGCUGACGGUAGCCAUGCGGGCCGAGAAGGAGGAGCGCCGUUCUAUCGGGAGGCGUCGCGCGCCCCGGGUGUGCCGUCACCGCCCCCCCCACCCCAGGGCCGCUGGAGGGCCGGGCUGCGUGCGCGGGGCCCGGCUCAACGGAGCGUCCCUGGGGGAGCCAGCACGCCGCUUCGCCGUGACGCCCUGCACCUCCGCGCCCACGACGCCCGGCGUGUGCUUCUCGCACGAAGGAGGCCACGUGCUGCUGGGUGAGAGAGCCAUGCCGGCAUUGUCGUCCCCCCCGCUCCCUCGCCCCCAACCGAACAUCAAAUAAUCUGUUUAAACGCACGUUUCUAAAUGUGGAGGGAACAACUGUCCUUGCCCCGCAGUCCGAUUAUCGCGGUUGGCUACGUACGGAGCAAAAGAAGUUCAACCACGCGAUGCAGCACAGCGAACCCCACGCAGGUGUCGUCAUGCUGUCGCCUCGCCGCGUCACGACAUGCAGCAGUGUCGUUAUUUUGCUGUUAUUGUUGCGGAUAUAUUGUUUUUUUUAUGUUUCACUUGUCAAAGUAAAUUAUGAAUCGCUGCUUUGAACCUGGCGUUCCCGAGUUAAAUUCAUGGCCGUGGCCACCGCGCUACGAACCCGGCAUUGUAAGUUGAAUUCCUGGCUAUGUCAAACGUUAGAGGAGAGCGAUAUCGGAUAUCGGAACCGGUCUGGGGCCUCCCCUAGGUUGGCUCGGCCUUAAACGAGCAUCCGGUGCGGUGUGUAAAAUAUCAGCGCUGGGAAUGUGUGGCUCUGGCCACACCGCCUCCUUGUGUGCUGUGACAACGUUUAUAGACGCUCAAUAACAGUGUUCGCCCCAACAGUUGUUGGUAUCACUGCACUUUUUUGCCACCCAUCGAACGGAGACGGUCAACACAUCGCGUGCGUUCAAAUGCACUUCUGCGGCCGUCUGGAACGCUCUUCCUUCCGAUAUUAGGAAGCCAAUGGAGCUAUGCACUUAUAA
Messenger RNA from Petromyzon marinus (sea lamprey), 3747 nucleotides. RefSeq lists its product as uncharacterized. The record is from RefSeq and is a predicted model, not a curated record. Lineage: Eukaryota; Metazoa; Chordata; Hyperoartia; Petromyzontiformes; Petromyzontidae.